AUGAAUCGAAAAUAUGAACCGAAAUCGAAACCGAAGUCUUACUACGGGAACACCAUCGUCGUCGAUGAUCCGCUGGCCCGAUGGCCGGGCCUCACGUCGAAGCUCGUCGGACGCGCUCGGGGCUCCCACGUCGUGGCCUCCCAUAGUAACGGCGAGCCUGACAAAUGCGGCUCGCUUGCCGUCUCCUCCAUCUACCCGAAGCUCCCGGAUGCGGCGGAGCUGCCGGUGGUGGGAGGGAGCGAGCCGUUCUGCAUGGCCCGCAGCUACGUCCUCUCCAAGACUUAUAAGGGCACUAUGACACCGUUGUUCUCGAGCUGGAUGUAUGAGGUUGCAUGA
Molecule: messenger RNA, 336 nt
Organism: Musa acuminata subsp. malaccensis (wild Malaysian banana)
Lineage: Eukaryota; Viridiplantae; Streptophyta; Magnoliopsida; Zingiberales; Musaceae
Source: RefSeq, a predicted model, not a curated record